UGAAAGGAACCUAUAAAAUGUGACCACCAGAGAAAAAUUGAGAGUAUGUUAUUUCAAUUAUCGUACUGAAACACAAACAAUAUAUAUAUAAAUAUAAGAAAUGGCCGCCGCAGCGCCACCACCACCACCGUCCGCAACCCCAACUCCCGACACCACGUUACCAGAAAACCAGCUGAUCGGUAAUCCAAUGUUCACCCGAAUCCGGCUGGCCACCAAGUCCGACGUCCCACACAUCCACAAACUCAUCCACCAGCUGGCCGUCUUUGAGCGCCUCAACCACCACUGCGCCGCCACGGAAGCUUCCCUCUCCACCACCCUCUUCGACAACAACUCCGCCCCUCCUUUCCACUCCUUCACUGUCUUCCUCCUCGAAGUCUCCCCCAACCCCUUCCCUCCCAUCCCCACUAAUCCAUUCUUCACCCCAAUCCUCAAAACACUAAAUUUCGACCUCCCAAUUCAUGACCCAGAAUCCGAUUCUUUCAAAUCGAACCCUCAUGAGGAAAUUGCUGUUGCUGGGUUUGUUUUGUUUUUCCCCAAUUACUCGACAUUCUUGGCCAAGCCAGGAUUGUACGUGGAGGAUUUGUUCGUGAGGGACUGUUUUAGGAGGAAAGGGUUUGGGAAGAUGCUGUUGUCGGCGGUGGCGGCGCAGGCGGCGAAGAUGGGGUACGGGAGGGUGGAUUGGGUGGUGCUUGAUUGGAAUGUGAAUGCCAUCAAGUUCUACGAAGAAAUGGGGGCCCAGAUCUUGCAGGAGUGGAGAAUUUGUAGGUUGGCUGGUGAGGCACUUCAGGGUUUUGCUAAUUUUUAAUUGACAAUAAAAGAUAAAUCAUGGUGCUAUGAAAUUUGAAUUUUAUUGAUGAUGAAGAUCAACAGUAUUUAUGAGAGUGCGCGGCUUUGAAUAACUAUAAUAUAUAGUGAGCUAUUAUUAGAAAUUGAAUGGAAACAUUCUUAAACUUUUUUUAC
Molecule: messenger RNA, 960 nt
Organism: Cornus florida
Lineage: Eukaryota; Viridiplantae; Streptophyta; Magnoliopsida; Cornales; Cornaceae
Product: GCN5-related N-acetyltransferase 8-like
Exons: 1
Coding region: 101-805 (234 amino acids)
Molecular function (GO): N-acetyltransferase activity
Source: RefSeq, a predicted model, not a curated record